Archocentrus centrarchus (flier cichlid) is the source of this 2000-nucleotide messenger RNA. It is a transcript of the gene itgbl1, whose product is annotated as integrin, beta-like 1. Gene Ontology annotation, molecular function: integrin binding. Gene Ontology annotation, cellular component: integrin complex; focal adhesion; cell surface. Bases 189 to 1649 code for a protein of 486 amino acids. NCBI's taxonomy places the organism in Eukaryota, Metazoa, Chordata, Actinopteri, Cichliformes, Cichlidae. The record is from RefSeq and is a predicted model, not a curated record. Gene Ontology annotation, biological process: cell-cell adhesion; integrin-mediated signaling pathway; cell migration. The transcript is spliced from 11 exons.
CACUUGUAUGUAGAGGACUGUUGGCCUCUGAAGGAACUGAGCCAGUUCAGGCCAGCCUGCUGCGCUUUCUCUCCUUUACUCCUUUUCUUUCCCCUCUCGCUCUCUCUUCCCUUCCUGUCUGUUUCAGGAGUGAAGGAUUGGGACAUUCCUUCAAGCUACUUUACUUCAACUUUCUGUGGGAUUUAAACAUGCACACUGAGGUUUUGGUACAGUCCAUGUUAGUGCCGUUGUUUCUGAUCCUUCUCUCUUUCAUUGAGGACACUUUGUUGCAGUCGGUGAGCCAGGUGGGUGGUGUGUGCAAGCUGUCCACAGAGUCAUCCUUGCGUCGCUGCCGGACGCCUGAUGGCAAGAUCUGCAGUGGAAGGGGAAAAUGUAACUGCGGCAUUUGCAUAUGCGGGGCCACAGAACCUGGGAAGUUCUAUGGUCCACGCUGCGAAUGCCAGGACUGGGUCUGUGCUACAUAUAAUGGGAAAACCUGCAAUGACCGUGGCUACUGUGACUGUGGGGUGUGUGAGUGUGAUGAAGGUUGGUACGGUGAUGCCUGCCAGUUUCAGGAAGACUGUAACCUAUCGGGCAAGAAGAGCAGGGGGCUUUGCAAAAACCAACAGGGGGUGAUCUGCUCCAACAGAGGAACCUGCCACUGUGGUAGCUGCAUGUGCGACAAUGAAGACGAGAGAGGCCUGGUGACAGGACGUUUUUGUGAGUGUGAUGACAGCGAGUGCCUGGAUGAAGAAACUGGAGAGAUUUGUGGAGGGCAUGGCCAGUGUUACUGUGGAAACUGUUACUGUGCUGCUGGUUGGCAUGGAGACAAAUGUGAGUUCCAGUGUGCCAUGAGCCCAUGGGAAAGCAGGCAGAAAUGCACAUCUCCAGAUGGCAAAAUCUGCAGCAACAGAGGGACCUGUGUGUGUGGAGAGUGUAGCUGUCAUGAUGUGGAUCCCUCUGGCGACUGGGGAGAUAUUCAUGGAGACACCUGCGAGUGCGAUGAGAGGAACUGUCAUGCAACAUAUGACCGGUACACAGAUGACUUCUGCUCAGGUCAUGGCCAGUGCAACUGCGGCAGGUGUGACUGCAAGGAAGGGUGGGCAGGGAAUAAGUGUGAGCAUCCUCUGUCCUGCUCCCUGUCUUUGGAAAGCAGUUUGAAGAAGUGCAGAGGAACGUCCAAUUUGCCCUGCUUCGGACGAGGUCAGUGUCAGUGUGGACAGUGUACUUGCCACCCACCUGGAGACAGUCGUGUUCAUGGCAAAAACUGUGAGUGUGACGACCGUCAGUGCGAAGACAUCAGUGGAGAGGUCUGUGGAGGUCACGGUUACUGUUCAUGUGGACGGUGCAUCUGUGAGGAGGGUUGGUUUGGGAAGCUGUGCCAGUUCCCCAGGUCUUGUGAUAUGAGCGAUGCCCAGAGCAAGGAGCUUUGUGAGACCUCUGAUGGAGUUAUAUGCAAUGGAAAAGGCUCCUGUCACUGUGGUAAGUGUAUCUGCAAUCCCCGAGACUGGUGGGUGUCUGGAGAGUACUGCGAGUGUGACGACCGCGAGUGUGAUAGACAUGACGGGAUCAUCUGCACAGGGAAUGGGUUGUGCAACUGUGGCAACUGUGAGUGCUGGGACGGCUGGACGGGGAAUGCUUGCGAAAUCUGGGUGGGAGAAGAAUACUGAGGUGAACAGAGAGCAGGACACUGAGUUCAGAGAAUUGAGGCAUGGCUGCCCGGUGUGACCAGGAGCACCACGAGUCACGACCAAGCUGGUGAAACACCACGUUAUCGAAACCACGGGGAGGAGAAAGGAAGACUAAAACAUGGAUGCAAUUCUGCGUAUCACAAACAGCAUUCAUUAUUUUAUUGUACUGGUUGCAAAUGAUCCUUGUUAAGACUGGAUUUUGUAGAUGAAAAGAAACAACCAUAGCUCUCCGCUUAAAUCAUAUUACAAUGUAAACAUUUAUGUUUUCAAAGCAGUUUUGAUUUUUUUUUUUUUUUAUAUUGUAGGAAUGCUUACAUAUUUCAAAUGGCU